CCCUGUAGAAAAAGAUGCACAAAAGCUGUUAUCACAACAUUUUAUGCCAAAGAUAAAGGCUUUCUAGGUUAAAUUUAUCGAUAUAUCGCAGAGAAACUAGCGGUGAAAAAUUCAUAAGCCAUUUUGUAAAUUAAUUCAGUUUACUAUUCAAGGGCUUUCCCAGACAGCAACAUGGAUUUAUUUCGGGAUUCCCUCUCAAAUUAUGGUGGUCAGCAAAAAUGUCUGACGGUGUGACUUCCGAUAUUGACGUGAAUCAAGGAUUAUCGGUCGUACAAGUGUCACUAGCAAGUCCAACAUUGCAAGUUCAGUCGGUGAUACAACAGAAUCAGCAAAUUUUACAGUCAACAAGCCAAAACUCUGUUAUACAGACUGCCGGUUCCAACGUGCCAACUAUACAAGUUGUGAGAGUAGCACAAGUAGACGAAGAACAGUUAUCAGACGAUUCGGAGGGCAGAAAACGAAGAGAAAUUCUUACAAGAAGACCGUCAUAUAGAAAAAUUUUAAACGAUUUGUCAUCUCCUGUAUCAGUUGCCAAGAUUGAGGAGGAAUCAAACAGCAGUCAAAGCCAGGACGGCGACUCCCAGGACGGCACUGGUACAAGCCUGAGUGCUGCAGCUUUACAAUACCAAAGUGCAACUGGUGAUUAUAUGAUACCAUCAGGAGCUAUACAGAUCAGCGUGAACGCAGACGGUACGCCAGUGGCUCAGGGAUUACAAACCCUGACCAUGACUAAUGCUAGUCCUGCAUCUAGUGCUGCUAGUACUGGAGGUGCAACUAUUGUCCAAUACGCACAAGGACCAGACGGUCAACAGUUUUACAUACCAGUUGGAAGUACGGGCACAAUGCAAGCGUAUCAGAUAGCCACGCCAGGAACAUUGCCACAAGGCGUCGUCAUGGCAACAAAUAGUACAGCAACUUUAAGUCGUGAUGCGGCAUCAGAAGAAGCAUCUCGAAAACGAGAACUUCGACUUCUCAAAAACAGAGAGGCAGCGAAAGAGUGUCGUAGAAAGAAGAAAGACUAUGUGAAAUGUUUAGAAAAUCGUGUGGCAGUAUUAGAAAAUCAAAACAAAACUCUGAUUGAGGAAUUAAAAGCAUUGAAAGAAUUAUACUGUCAGACGGAAGUGUGAUCUUCACUGUGAUAGCACGUCUUUUAAACAAAUAAUAAGUACGUAACUAAUGUGCUGAAUGGGUAAAACUUUGUGCCUGCAAAGGAAAGUAUAUAUACAUUAUCAGACUAUUGAGUAAGUACUUGCAUAGUAAUAGCCUUGUGUUCAAUACAGCUUCAUAAACAAGUAUGUGGGGACUUAAAGAUGAUGUAUCUUAUACCUUAACACAUUCAUGGACCAAGAUAAAUGCUUAAUGUUUUAAAGUCAAAGAUUUGUGGCUUUUUUAUGUUAAUGCUGACAUUGACAGAAAAUUAUUUUUCUUGUGACGAUGAAAAUUCCAUCUAAAAACAUGGUGAUAAAAAGGAGACGCGCAGUCGCAAAGAGGGAAGGAUCGGUGACUUGGAUACCAAACACUUUGUAGAAGCUAGAAAAUUUUGAAGAGCUUUAUUUAGAGUAUCUAUCUCUUUUAUUGUAUUAGUAAACAUGAACUUAAAAUGUAAAAAAAAAUCAAUUUGUUUUAAAAUAAGAACAUUUGAAACUUUCUUGAAUCGCUCACAAUUUUUUUUUUUUUUUCAAAAUGAUUUCCAGUUUAUACAGGGUACCAAAAUAUUGAAAAGCUUAUAAAGGAGUUAAGUGUGUAUAUAAUAAUUCAUUUUUAAAGACAUAAUUCAUAUAUUUGAAGGUUGGUUAGAGCAACAGACCCAGUUAUAUUGUUUAUUAGGAAAGAAUUGUUUUAAUUUGGGGUGUUUGAAUCGAUGAAUCCAAGUGAGUUGUAAAUAUUUGAUGGUGCAUACAUGUACAAAUACAUGAAAUUGUUUAUUUUG
Molecule: messenger RNA, 1930 nt
Organism: Ruditapes philippinarum (Manila clam)
Lineage: Eukaryota; Metazoa; Mollusca; Bivalvia; Venerida; Veneridae
Product: cAMP-responsive element modulator-like
Exons: 7
Coding region: 219-1127 (302 amino acids)
Biological process (GO): regulation of transcription by RNA polymerase II
Cellular component (GO): transcription regulator complex; nucleus
Molecular function (GO): DNA-binding transcription factor activity, RNA polymerase II-specific; RNA polymerase II cis-regulatory region sequence-specific DNA binding; protein binding
Source: RefSeq, a predicted model, not a curated record